Plasmodium berghei ANKA is the source of this 1626-nucleotide messenger RNA. Its product is annotated as cell division cycle protein 20 homolog. Gene Ontology annotation, molecular function: anaphase-promoting complex binding; protein binding; ubiquitin ligase activator activity. Gene Ontology annotation, cellular component: anaphase-promoting complex. The record is from RefSeq and is a predicted model, not a curated record. Gene Ontology annotation, biological process: positive regulation of anaphase-promoting complex-dependent catabolic process; anaphase-promoting complex-dependent catabolic process; positive regulation of ubiquitin protein ligase activity. NCBI's taxonomy places the organism in Eukaryota, Apicomplexa, Aconoidasida, Haemosporida, Plasmodiidae. The transcript has a single exon. Bases 1 to 1626 code for a protein of 541 amino acids.
AUGUUUUGUGAGUUUAUAACAAAUGGAGAGGCGGGUAAUAAUUUGUUUGGGGGUCUAUUCAAAGAAAAUAAAGAAACAUAUAUUCCAAAUAAAAAAUUAGGAAGUUUUUCAAUAUCUAAUUUAGAUUUAUAUAGAAAUAUUUUCAAACAUAACAUAAUAGACGAAUAUGAAUCAGAUAUAGAAGAUAAUAAUUUACAUUUCAACUAUAUUUAUAAAACAAGAUAUAGCCGAGAAAAUGAAGAAAAUAUAAAAAUAGAUGAAUAUACAUUAAAGAGAGCUAUGAUCCAGAAUAAUGAUAAAAAUGAUAAUAAUUGGAAUAGUCAUUUUUUUAGAAAUUUAAACAAUUUAAAUUAUAUUAAAAAGGGAAGGGGCCAUAAAAAAAUAGGUUUGAAAAAAAGUGUAAUUAUGAAUUCUCCGAAAAAUAUUUUAAAUAGUAACUAUCUUAAUGAUAAUUCAAAUUGUGAGGAAAAUGUGUUUAUUGAAAAUGAAUGUAAAUAUAUAUAUAACCAUGAAAAGAAUAAAAAUAUGUGUAUAGAUAACCCAAUAACAACUUAUUCUUUUAUAUAUCCAUCACAUAUUUUUUAUAAUGAUAAAAAUAAAAAAAGAAAAAUAUGUAGUAAACCAUAUAAAGUUUUAAGCGCCCCAAAAUUAGCAGACAAUUUUUAUUUGAAUUUAUUAGAUUGGUCAAAAAGAAAUAUUAUUGCAGUUGGGUUAAAUGAGAAAUUAUAUAUGUGGAAUAGUUAUACAUGUAAAAAAUAUGAAUUAUUUGAUUUAAGCAUAUUAAACAAAAAAAGAAAACAUGAAAAAAAAAAAAAAAAUGAUAUUCAAAAAAAUAUAACAUCAUUAAAAUGGAAUAUGUUUGGUAACUAUUUGGCGGUUGGAUUAUCAAAUGGUGCAGUAGAAAUAUGGGAUAUUGAAAAGGGUACUAAAAUAAGAAAAUAUAAAAAUCAUAAAUUAAGAGUUGGUGCAUUAUGUUGGUAUUAUAAUAUAUUAACAACAGGAAGUCGAGACAAAACAAUAAUAAAUUGCGAUUUACGAACUAAAGAUAGUAGUUAUAUAAAAUAUGAAAAACACACAUCAGAAGUUUGUGGAUUGCAAUGGAAUUACAAUGGUAAAUUGUUAGCAUCAGGAAGUAAUGAUAAUUCUAUAUAUUUAUGGGAUAAUAAUAAAAAUAAUUCGAUUUUUCAUUUUACAAAACAUAAAGCUGCUGUUAAAGCUAUUUCCUGGUGUCCACAUGAUCAUAAUUUAUUAACAACUGGGGGGGGGUCAACUGAUAAAAAAAUAUAUUUUUGGAAUAUUAAUAACGGAGAAUGUAUAAAUAGUAUAAAUACCAAUUCUCAAGUUUCAAAUAUUUUAUGGUCUAAAAAUACGAAAGAAUUUAUAUCAACACAUAGUUACACACAUAGCCAAAUUAUUAUAUGGAAUUAUCCUGACUUAAAUAAAAUUUCAGCCUUAACCGAUCAUAAAUUAAGAGUAUUAUAUGCAGCAUUAAGUCCUGAUGGAACUUCUCUUGUUUCUGGAUCUCCAGAUGAAACAAUAAGAUUAUGGAAUGUUUUUCCAAAAAACAAUGAUAAUAAUUUACCUUUGCUUUUUCCCUUUGAAAAUUAUUAUGAAAUAAUCAGGUAA